AUGUCAUCGAACGACUUGGUUGGAAGAAAAUUUGUGGAACGUCCGGAUGUGAGUAAAAUCAGAACUGCAGAGAAAUUGAAUGCAAAAUUGAGGACUUAUGGUGGUGGUCAUCAAAAGAAUAACUUGUUGAGCUUUUACUUACAUUGCGUGCACCAAAAGGUGGUAAGUGAUCUCGACGACACAGAGAAAACGAUCUCUGGGUAUCAAAUCAACAAGGAUGUGGUCAACGCGGAUACGAUCAACAAGGAUACAAUCAGAAAGCUGCUGGGAAGUAUCAUUGGAAAUUGA
Molecule: messenger RNA, 288 nt
Organism: Penicillium soppii
Lineage: Eukaryota; Fungi; Ascomycota; Eurotiomycetes; Eurotiales; Aspergillaceae
Exons: 4
Coding region: 1-288 (95 amino acids)
Source: RefSeq, a predicted model, not a curated record